GUGGCAAGUAAAACUAAUCUCACGAUUUUCAAAGAUAAUUUAUUCAUUUUCUAUUAGUAUUAAUUGCAGACAAUCUUUUAUUUAAUACACAAAUAAAUUUAAAAUUGAAGCACAAUGCCGGACAUAGAGAACUUGAGUAUUAGUGGAAUAUACACAUCGGAGAAGCUAGGGAGUGAUGAAUCAGGAGAUGGUACGGAAGGUAAGCCAUUCAAAACUAUAUUGCAGGCUAUGCGCCAUGCGGGCAAAGAACCAUUUCCUACAAUUUAUGUAGACGCUAAAGAAGAAGGAAAAACUUUUGAAGUUGCGGCAAAAUCUCAAUUAAAGAAGAUUCAGAAGAUCUGGGUUCGAGAAAACUAUAAGGCCGCUGAUAAAGCGAAAGCCGAAGAGGAAAGCAACGAGAGAAGACAACAGAACCUCGAGGAAGCGAAAAAAAUUGUUAUUCAAGAGGACCCUAGCUUGCCUAAAGCAAAAGUCAUUAAAAUAUUCGAAACUGGCAACCACCGCGGUGAACGGAUAUGCAUUAGUGGCUGGGUCCACCGUCUCCGACACCAAGGCAAGGCUCUGACUUUCAUCACACUCCGUGAUGGCACGGGCUACCUGCAAUGCGUGUUGCAUGGUAUCUUAUGUCAGACUUACAAUGCCCUUGUUUUAACUACUGAGUCUUCGGUUACUUUGUACGGGAAGCUAGAGGUUGUUCCUGAAGGGAAAAUUGCACCGGGUGGCCAUGAGUUGUCAGUAGAUUAUUGGGAGCUAGUGGGUCUAGCCCCACCAGGCGGCGCAGACGCCAUCCUUAACGAGGAAGCUCUACCUGAUGUACAGCUGGACAACAGGCACAUAAUGAUCCGUGGAGAGAACACGUCGAAGGUGCUGCGCGGGCGCGCGGCAGUGACGCGGGCUUUCCGCGAACAUUUCGCCGCGCGGCACUACACCGAGGUGACCCCGCCGACACUGGUGCAGACUCAGUGCGAAGGGGGCAGUACGUUAUUCAAGUUUAAAUACUUCAACGACGACGCGUACCUGACGCAGAGCUCGCAGCUGUACCUGGAGACGUGCCUGCCGGCGCUGGGCGACGUGUACUGCAUCGCGCAGUCCUACCGCGCGGAGCAGUCGCGCACCAGGCGCCAUCUCGCCGAGUACAGCCACGUAGAGGCGGAGUGCCCGUUCAUAACGUUCGAAGACCUCCUCGAUCGUCUGGAGGACCUGGUCGUGGACGUGGUGGACAGAGUCCUGGCGUCGCCGGACGCGCAUCUCGUCCAUGAGCUGAACCCCAACUUCAAGCGUCCAGAGAAGCCGUUCAAGCGCAUGACGUAUAUCGAAGCCAUUGAAUAUCUCCGCGAGCACAACAUCACCAAGGAAGACGGAUCCUUCUAUGAGUUCGGAGAGGAUAUUCCAGAAAUGCCAGAGCGCAAAAUGACGGAUCAGAUAGGCGUACCAAUCUUGCUGUGCAAGUUCCCUGCUGAGAUAAAGUCGUUCUACAUGCCGCGCUGUAAAGACGAUAACAGGUUGACCGAGUCUGUGGACGUCCUUAUGCCCGGAGUGGGGGAGAUUGUGGGAGGGUCCAUGAGGAUAUGGGAUCACCAGGAGCUUAUGGAAGGCUACAAACGCGAGGGCAUCGACCCCACCCCCUACUACUGGUACACGGACCAGCGCAAGUUCGGCUCGGUGCCGCACGGCGGGUACGGCCUCGGCCUGGAGAGGUUCCUCUGCUGGCUCUUUAACCGCUACCACAUCAGAGAAGUCUGCCUGUAUCCGAGGUUCCUUGAACGCUGCACGCCUUAACUCAUCAUUUUCUUAUUACAAUUGAGCAUAUUCCAGUUUUCUCCGCACGUGUAUGUAUCUACUGAAACAGAAAAUAAUUUUCUCAAGUAAAAAUUAUUUAGACUAACAUAAUAGAGAUACUCGUGCUGAGCCAACUCGCAUAACAGAAAAUCAUAUGCUCUAAACUAUCUUACUUCCAAACAAAGCAUUUCGUUGGCGUAAUUAUGAGUAAGUUAAUUUAUAA
Molecule: messenger RNA, 2002 nt
Organism: Hyposmocoma kahamanoa
Lineage: Eukaryota; Metazoa; Arthropoda; Insecta; Lepidoptera; Cosmopterigidae
Gene: AsnRS
Product: asparagine--tRNA ligase, cytoplasmic
Exons: 10
Coding region: 115-1779 (554 amino acids)
Biological process (GO): asparaginyl-tRNA aminoacylation
Cellular component (GO): cytoplasm
Molecular function (GO): ATP binding; nucleic acid binding; asparagine-tRNA ligase activity
Source: RefSeq, a predicted model, not a curated record